Molecule: messenger RNA, 414 nt
Organism: Suillus subalutaceus
Lineage: Eukaryota; Fungi; Basidiomycota; Agaricomycetes; Boletales; Suillaceae
Exons: 1
Source: RefSeq, a predicted model, not a curated record
AUGGGCGACCCCUUGGCAGACAGGGCACGUAUCUUGCUCUCUGGGAUCUUGUAUCCCGGGGACGCGCCUGACGACGCAAACUUACUGGCCCUGGACAGGUUUUACCUGUAUCGGGUGUCUGAAACCGAGUAUGUGGUCAUGGAUGCAGGGUAUCGUUUGGACCCAGAGCUCACCAUACCUAUCGCACUCUUGACUAACCCCUGCUUUGAGAUCGACCAUUGGUAUUGGCGCCAGAUUGGGCUGCGCAAGGGAUUCAAUAAGCGAGCCCUCAGAAGCAGUGAGCGUGGGCGUACCUGGCGGUCAGGUUGCAUGGGGGACGCGUUAGCAGAACACGCCGUGUUCCUGUUGGAUUCUAAACCGGAUUACCAAAAUGACGGGCCGGCGUGUAAAGCGCCUAGGAGGUUCGAAUGCAAC